UCGACAUCAUCUCAACUCGCCGAUUUUCCGAUUUUCCCUGUGUCCCAUCUCACUGAGACCGUGGGUGGCGAGAAAAUGAAAGAAAAAUCCUUGUUUUUUGUUUGUGUUUUCACUAUAUUAAGUGUCCGUUUAAAGGGAGUGAGUUGUAGUAUUAUAAGUGAGAAAAUUCCGCUUGGUGCCAUAUUUGAACAGGGAGCAGAUGACGUACAAUCUGCGUUCAGAUUUGCCAUCGCUCAUCAUCAGAAUGAUUCUGGUCGACGUUUCGAAUUGCAAGCUUACGUAGACGUCAUCAAUACGGCGGAUGCAUUCAAGUUAUCUCGUUUAAUAUGUAAUCAAUUUUCAAGAGGAGUAUACUCGAUGCUAGGAGCAGUAUCGCCAGAUUCGUUUGACACCUUACACUCCUACAGUAACACCUUUCAAAUGCCCUUCGUCACACCCUGGUUUCCCGAAAAAGUCCUGACACCAUCAUCAGGGUUUUUGGACUAUGCAACUUCAAUGAGACCAGAAUACCAUCAAGCCAUCAUUGACACAGUAAAAUACUAUGGUUGGAGAAGGAUCAUUUAUCUUUAUGAUUCAAAUGACGGAUUGCUAAGGUUGCAGCAAAUCUACCAAGCCCUUAUACCAGGAAACGAGUACUUUCAAAUCAGGACUGUGAGGAGGAUAGGUAAUGUCACUGAGGCCCUUCAGUUCUUGAGAGGUCUAGAGGAACAUUCUAGAUGGGAAAAUAAGUACGUAGUGUUGGAUUGUUCCGCUGAUAUGGCCAAGGAAAUUGUCGUGGGACACGUUAGAGAUAUAUCACUAGGAAGAAGAACUUAUCACUAUUUGUUAUCUGGAUUGGUCAUGGACGACCGAUGGGAGGCUGAAGUUGUGGAGUAUGGCGCCAUCAAUAUUACGGGUUUCCGCAUUGUGGACUCGUCCAGGAAACACGUCAGAGACUUUCUGGAAGGUUGGAAGCGUUUGGACCCGAGCCAAUCCGCUGGUGCCGGACGUGAUUCCAUAUCCGCUCAAGCAGCUCUGAUGUACGACGCAGUAUCCGUUCUGGUGGAGGCUUUCAAUAAAAUCUUAAGAAAAAAGCCGGAUAACUUCAAGAACAUCAACAGCAGAUCGGGAAGGGGACAGCUCUACAACAAUGGCAGCAAAAUUCUGGAUUGUAACCAUUCCUCUGGAAGAGUUAACCCGUGGGAGCACGGUGAUAAAAUAUCCAGAUAUUUGAGAAAGGCUGAAAUUGAAGGUUUAACUGGAGAAAUACGCUUCAAUGAAGAAGGAAGACGUCAGAAUUACACUCUUCACGUUGUCGAAAUGACUGUCAACAGUGCAAUGGUUAAAGUAGCGGAAUGGACUGACGAAACUGGCUUCACACCGGUAGCUGCGAAAUAUAUUAGGCUCAAACCACAAGCCAUCUUUGAAAGAAACAAAACAUACGUGGUUACUACCAUAGUGGAAGAACCAUAUAUUAUGGUACGAAAAGAGGAACCUGGAGAAUACCUAGUUGGCAACGAAAGAUUUGAAGGGUACUGUAAAGACUUGGCUGAUCUGAUUGCAAAGAAACUCAGCAUUAAUUAUGAACUACGAAUAGUAAAAGAUGGGAAAUAUGGUUCUGAAAAUACAGAAGUUAAAGGUGGAUGGGAUGGCAUGGUUGGUGAACUGGUUAGAAAUGAAGCAGAUUUGGCAAUAGCACCAAUAACAAUAACAUCGGCUCGUGAACGAGUAAUCGACUUCAGCAAACCGUUCAUGUCGCUUGGUAUCUCCAUAAUGAUCAAGAAGCCCAUGAAACAGAAACCUGGAGUUUUCAGCUUCCUCAAUCCCUUGUCUCAAGAGAUAUGGAUUAGUGUGGUGUUUGCAUUUGUGGGUGUUAGCAUCGUACUAUACGUCGUCUCCAGAUUUUCUCCAUACGAAUGGAGAAUCCUCCAUCACAUGGAGGAACCAAUCAGGCAUCCACCACAUCUACACAUGAACAGUGGAGGUACUAUGGCCAAUGACUUCAGUCUACUCAACUCUUUAUGGUUUUCUUUAGCAGCAUUUAUGCAACAAGGUGGAGAUAUAUCACCAAGAUCGAUUUCAGGCAGAAUUGUAGGAGCUUGCUGGUGGUUUUUUACUUUGAUAAUAAUUUCCAGCUACACAGCCAAUCUUGCUGCGUUUCUCACGGUUGAAAGAAUGGUAGCACCUAUUAACUCACCCGAAGAUUUGGCAUCACAAACUGAAGUGGAAUACGGGACACUAAUGCAUGGAGCCACAUGGGACUUCUUCAAGAGGUCCCAAAUAACACUCUACUCAAGGAUGUGGGAGUUUAUGAACUCAAGAAAACACGUUUUUGUUAAAUCCUACGAUGAAGGUAUUAAGAGAGUGCGACAAUCAAAAGGAAAGUACGCUUUGCUGAUAGAAUCGCCCAAGAACGAUUAUACUAAUGAACGGGAGCCAUGCGAUACCAUGAAAGUCGGCAGAAAUUUUGACGCUAAAGGUUUUGGUGUGGCCACGCCUUUAGGAUCCCCUUUAAGAGACGCUGUCAACUUGGCUGUUCUAAGUUUGAAGGAAGACGGUGAGCUGACGAAACUGAAAAACAAAUGGUGGUAUGAUAGAACGGAGUGUUUGAAAGAUAAACAGGAAUCUCCACGCAACGAGCUAUCCCUAAGCAACGUUGCCGGAGUGUUCUAUAUCCUGAUAGGCGGACUUUUCGUGGCCAUGGGUGUGGCAACGUUGGAAUUCUGCUACAAAUCGCAUUUAGAAGCUAAAAGAGCCAAAAUUCCCAUCAGUGACGCUAUCAAAAAUAAGGCUCGGUUGACACUGGGUGUUGGAAGAGACUGUGACAACGGAAGGUACUACACUCCAGCAAAUCAAAUUGGUCCAGCAACUGACAAUGAGGUACCCCACAGCAACACCCACACCCAAGUCUAAAAUCAAAAGAAGAAAACAAAAAAUCAAAUUAAUCAACACUAAUAUAAUCAAAAGUACAGCUCAAUGCAACCGCGGAGAACUAGGAAAUGUCAACAGCUGUGUUCUGAAUAUUUUUGUUAUUUACUUAAUAACACUGUUUCAAGAAGAAAUGGUAUCUAUCUAUGAUAACAUCAUAAUUAAUCAAAAGUUUUUGACUUUUAUAACAUAUCUUUAAAAAGAUACUUGAAUGUUUUAAUAUAAUAAAAAUAUGUUUAGAUGUAUUAUGAAUAAACAUGUCAAGCGCAUAUACAGGGCGAGUAUUAAAUAAAGGCAAAUAUUUUCAGUGCUGAUAGAUCUCGAGAAAAUAAACAUAUUUUGUCUUUACCGUUUUUCAAAUAAGUCCAAAAUAACCGAGUUAUUCAAGUUUGAAA
Sitophilus oryzae (rice weevil) is the source of this 3302-nucleotide messenger RNA. RefSeq names its product glutamate receptor 1-like. Gene Ontology annotation, biological process: modulation of chemical synaptic transmission; synaptic transmission, glutamatergic; monoatomic ion transport. Bases 76 to 2892 code for a protein of 938 amino acids. Gene Ontology annotation, cellular component: postsynaptic membrane; plasma membrane. The record is from RefSeq and is a predicted model, not a curated record. The transcript has 18 exons. NCBI's taxonomy places the organism in Eukaryota, Metazoa, Arthropoda, Insecta, Coleoptera, Curculionidae. Gene Ontology annotation, molecular function: transmitter-gated monoatomic ion channel activity involved in regulation of postsynaptic membrane potential; glutamate-gated receptor activity.